Molecule: messenger RNA, 1219 nt
Organism: Archocentrus centrarchus (flier cichlid)
Lineage: Eukaryota; Metazoa; Chordata; Actinopteri; Cichliformes; Cichlidae
Product: phospholipase A and acyltransferase 3-like
Exons: 5
Coding region: 195-710 (171 amino acids)
Biological process (GO): N-acylphosphatidylethanolamine metabolic process
Cellular component (GO): cytoplasm
Molecular function (GO): A2-type glycerophospholipase activity; glycerophospholipid phospholipase A1 activity
Source: RefSeq, a predicted model, not a curated record
UUUAGCUAACCUUCGUGCGUGAUGUUUGAGCGCUCCUUAUUUUUGGUUUCCAAAUCUUUAAAAUUCUGAACUCGUCUCGAACAGGCACUUCCUUGGCGUUUAUUUCCCGGACUGCGCGGACAUGUGUCCAGAUACUCUGAAGGUCAUCAGAAAGUCCAACAAAUCUGAGGUUCACAGACCAAAGCUACGCUGACAUGGCUCCAACACUGUAUGACGAGAAGCCAGAGCUUGGGGAUUUAAUUGAGGUUUUCCGUGGCAAUUAUCAGCACUGGGCUGUGUACAUUGGUGAUGGCUUUGUUGUUCACUUGGCACCCCCCUCUGAGGUCCCGGGUGCUGGCUCCAGCAGCAUGAUGUCUGUCCUAACUGAGAAGGCCUUAGUGAAGAAAGAGGAGCUGUGGGACAUGGUGGGAACUGAUGAGUGGAAAAUCAGCAACAGUCUGGAUGGGAAGUACCAGCCGCGCGAGCCUCACAUCAUUGUGAGGGAGGCCUGUAAGAUGGUGGGCCAGGAGCUUCCAUACUGUGUCUUCAGGGGCAACUGUGAGCACUUUGUCAAUGAGCUGCGCUACGGCAAGGCGGAGUCCCGUCAGGUGCGUAAGGCAGGAGAGGCUGUCAUGGUUGCAGGUGUGGCUGCAGCUGUGGGUCUGGGUAUUGUGGCUCUGGCAGGAGCUCUGUUUGGAGGCAGCAAAAAGGAAAACAAGAACACACAGUGAUGGAUCUUUGUUCUCUUUUGUUCAGGGUCUGGAUUAGCAGAGCCUAACCAGCAAAGUUAACUGGUGGCUAAUCAGUCACAGAUAACACUGCCUAACUUACAUGCAGUUACCUGUGAUUUAGCAGGAAAUUGGGUUGAUUUCACCUUCAUGUCCUUCAUGCUUUUUGACAACAGUGUAAGGCUGGUUGGUUUGUAUUUUCCAGGCUGUUAAGAGAUUUUGUACAGACAGCACAUUUAGCAGUUUUUCCUCAAAGAUGAAGUACAUUUUAAAUAUUUUCAUGUGAAAUUCAGAAGAUGACUAUGGAUCGCUUGUGAAGGAGGGUGGUGGGAGGAUGUAUAGUUAUAUUUAAAAAACACACAAAAAAACCAAAAAGAAAAACUUUAUAUCAGUCAUAAUUUAAAAUGACUCCUGAUAGUCAAACAUCUGAAGUGAAAAUAUGAAGUUCUAUUUAUGAAUAACUGAUAAGCUAAAAAUGAUCUGUCAUAAUAUGAAGAAUUUAAAAAACUUAC